AUGGUGGACAAGGACAAAGACGCCAAGGACUCCCUCUCGAUCAAGUCGGGCCGCUCCGCCAGCGCCGAGACCAUCCUCCCCGAGGUCGCGUACGAGAUUGACGCCGAAAAGGCCACGCAUACUGGCGCAAGCGGCCAGCAGGCUCAUCCACAGUUCGCCAUUCCGCGCUCGGUCACUAUCCAGGAUGACGAGACGGCGCAGCGCGAGUUACGCCUCAGAAGGCAGAAUUCGGUAGGCGCGGGGCCGAGGCAGGUGGAUACGACUAGCAGGCUGGUUGGCGAGUUCAGGACCCUCUCGAUCCAUGUGACCGACUCGCUCCGCCACCCGGAGCAGACCGAGGCAAAGCGUACCGCUGUGCGCGAGCUUACGGAGCUCGACUGGCACAAGCUGGACGACAAGGAAGUGUGCCAGCGCCUGAACGUGUCCCCCAAGGCGGGUCUGGACCGGGAUCAGGUGAAGCGCCGCCUGAACUCCAGUGGAUACAACGAGAUGACGCCUCCGUCGAACAAUGUCCUCAUGAAGUGGUUCUGGUACGUGUUCGGCGGCUUCGGCACCAUCCUCUUCAUCGCCUCGGUACUCUGCUUCAUUGCGUGGCGCCCGCUCGGCGACCCCAACCCCUCGGCCGCCAACCUCGCCCUCGCCGUCGUGCUGCUCAUCGUUAUCGUGAUCCAGACCGCGUUCAAUGCAUACCAGGACUGGUCGACUGGCAAGGUCAUGGCGUCCAUCAUGAACCUGCUCCCGCAGCAGGUCACGGUGCUCCGUGACGGCGCCCAGGUCCAGAUCGAGGGUCGCGAGAUCGUCCCCGGCGACCUGGUCUACAUCUCGCUCGGCAACAAGCUCCCUGCCGACGUCCGCUUCCUCCAGACUUCGAGCGACUUCCGCCUCGAUCGCGCCGUGCUCACGGGCGAGUCGGAGCCGAUUGCGGGCGUAACACACACGACGGACGAUAACUUUCUCGAGUCCAAGAACAUCGGUUUGCAGGGUACGCUCUGCGUCGGAGGUAGCGGUCUCGGCAUCGUGAUCCAGACGGGAGACAACACAGUGUUCGGCCGCAUCGCUGCGCUCUCGGCACAGGGCGGACCGGCUUUGACGACGCUGCAGCGCGAGAUCGCACACUUUGUUUGGAUCAUUGUCGGGUGUGCGCUCACCAUUGCCCUCAUCAUCAUCAUUCUGUGGGCCGCGUGGCUGAACCCGAAACACAAGGGUUUCAUGUCCGCCUCAACGCUCGUUAUCAACGUCGUCUCCGUCUGCGUCGCUUUCAUCCCCGAAGGCCUACCCAUCUCCGUAACUGUGUCUCUGUCCGUCAUUGCGCGCACGCUCGCCAAGAACAAGGUGCUGUGCAAGACGCUCAUGACGGUGGAGACUCUGGGCUCCGUCUCCGUGCUCUGUUCUGACAAGACGGGCACGCUCACGCAGAACCAGAUGACGGUCACCUCGGUCGCUGUAUUCGAGGACGAGAUGGACAGUCUGGCCGCCCGCGACAGGAUCGUGGCGCAGCAUGACAGUGCCGAUUCCGUGCGCCAGCUCGCCGCCGUCGCCGGAGUAUGCAACGCUGCCUCGUUCGAUGCAUCGACGCUCGACCAGCCCCUCGGCCUGCGCAAGGUCCACGGCGACGCGACCGACAGUGCGAUCCUCCGCUGGGCCGAGUUCCUGCGUCCUGUGUCCGAGUCCCAGAGCGAGUGGACCGAGAUCUUCAAGAUGAACUUUUCCUCCAAGACAAAGUUCAUGCUCAAGCUGCUCCGUCCGAGCUCGACAGGCAAGCUGACCGGCAAUCCCGCCCCUGUGUCUCAGUACGAGGCGUUUAAUGAUGGCGACGCCAUCCUGCUCACGAAGGGAGCGCCCGAUGUCCUCCUCAAGCGCUGCAGCUCCAUCAACGAUGCGUCCGGUGGUCCCUCGCUGCCCCUCACGGAGCAGCGCCGCGCCCAGCUCGUCGCGGUCCAGGAACGCUGGGCGGCAAAGGGCCAGCGCGUCCUCCUCGUCGCCAAGCGUGUCAUCCCCGCCUCCCAGCUCUCGGGCUGGGACACGGCCAGUGACGAGUUCGCAGACCACGUCAAUCUCUCACUCAACCAGGAUCUGACUGUCGUUGGUCUCCUCGGUCUCGUCGACCCCCCUCGGCCCGACAUCCCCGACACGAUCCGUACUCUCCGCGCCGCGGGCAUCAAAGUCUUCAUGGUCACUGGCGACUUUGCGCUUACGGCCGUCGCGAUCGCCGAGCAGUGCGGCAUCGUCACUGCACGUCGCCGCGCAACGCUCACCGAUCUUCCCCGCCAAGCGCCGGAACUCCACGGCGGCCUGCCCGACAUUGGCAAGGGGUGCGAGCCCGUUGACACACUGAGUACGGAAGAAGCAGUCCUUGCGCCUGUCGACCGCGCCCUCGUCCUUUCCGGCUCGGACCUCAUGCAAAUGUCCGAAGACCAGUGGGCGCAGGCAUGCACGUACCCCGAGAUCGUGUUUGCGCGCACUACGCCCGAGCAAAAGCUCCGGAUUGUGAAGGAGUUCCAGGCUCGCGGGGCCGUCGUCGGCAUGACGGGCGAUGGCGUCAAUGACGCGCCGAGUCUCAAGGCGGCAGACGUCGGGAUUGCCAUGGGCGGCGGCUCUGAUGUCGCCAUGGAGGCGGCUGAUCUGGUGCUCCUCGAGAGCUUCAGCAGCAUGGUCGUCGCUGUCACGUACGGAAGGCUCGUGUUUGAUAACCUGAAGAAGACGAUUCUCUACCUCCUCCCUGCCGGCUCGUUCUCCGAGCUCACGCCCAUCCUCAUCUGCGUCCUCUUCGGUCUGCCUCAGAUGAUGUCCUCGAUCGACAUGAUCCUUGUCUGCUGCUUGACCGACGUUUUGCCUGCUGUAUCGAUGUGCUUCGAGAAGCCCGAGACCGGUCUCCUUCUCCGCCCGCCCCGAGACAUCAAGAAGGACAAGCUCGUCAACUGGAAACUCCUCUUCCACGCUUAUGCCGUGCUCGGUGUCCUCGAGUCGCUGUGCGCCUUCUCCAUGGCGUUCUGGUACCUGCAGCGUGCGGGCUACCCCUUUUCGAAGAUUGUGUUCGCCUUCGGCGGCCUGCCGCCCGACCUGGACGCGGACGAUUUCAACGAGCAAGUCGCGCGCGCGCAAAGCGUCUACUUCUUCACCCUCGUGUUCAUGCAGUGGGGCAACCUGCUCGCGACGCGCACCCGCCGCCUGAGUAUCUUCCAGCACAACCCCUUCUGGGGCCCGGCGCGCAACCUCUUCGUGCCCUGCGCCAUGGCGGCGAGUAUCGCCUUCCUGUUCUUCUUCUCCUACGUGCCCUUCUUCCAGAAGGCAUUCGUCACGCGCGGCGUCCCCGUCGAGUACAUCUUCAUCCCGAUCGCCUUUGCUGUGGCCCUGCUCCUGCUCGACGAGGCGAGGAAAUACUGCGUGCGCACUUGGCCCAAGGGCUUCCUCGCCAAGAUUGCGUGCAGCGAUGUGAGGUCAGUGGCUUUCGGGAAUCUCGGAUGGGGGGAUCGCAUAAGGUUGAAUGCCGCCGGACCGCUUGCCGGCGCGCCAAUGCCGCGCCAGGGUGAGCAGCUGACCAGUCUGACAGCUGACAGAGCACAUGCGUCUUCCCUCCCUUCUCACCACCACAGCCCGACACCUCAGCACAUCCUCGCCCGCCAUGUCGACCAUCAAGUCCGACCCCAAGACCUACAUCUUCAACCACACCAUUUCUACGAGGAGGUCCUCGGCAUGGAGUCGGACGGCGGCGACUUCACCAACUACUUCCUCGGCUACCCGUCCGGAUUCGGCGACAAGGCCAACGCCUCCAAGGAGGUCAAGGGCGACAACUUUACCAACCGCGAGGGCGUCCUCGAGCUCUGCCACAACUGGGGCACUGAGAACGACCCCAACUUCAAGGGCUACGCCAGCGGCAACGAGGAGCCCGGCCGCGGCUUCGGCCACAUCUGUAUCGCUGUCGACGACCUGCACGCCGCGUGUAAGCGCUUCGACGAGCUCGGCGUCAAGUUCAAGAAGCGCCCCGAGGAGGGCCGUAUGCGCCACAUCGCCUUCAUCUACGACCCCGACGGAUACUGGAUCGAGAUCCUCUCCCGCAAGCCUGGUCAGGAGGGUGCCUAA
Molecule: messenger RNA, 4080 nt
Organism: Trichosporon asahii var. asahii CBS 2479
Lineage: Eukaryota; Fungi; Basidiomycota; Tremellomycetes; Trichosporonales; Trichosporonaceae
Product: sodium-potassium ATPase
Exons: 10
Coding region: 1-4080 (1359 amino acids)
Biological process (GO): intracellular sodium ion homeostasis; proton transmembrane transport; intracellular potassium ion homeostasis
Cellular component (GO): membrane
Molecular function (GO): ATP binding; ATP hydrolysis activity; metal ion binding
Source: RefSeq, a predicted model, not a curated record